Molecule: messenger RNA, 1059 nt
Organism: Cuscuta europaea
Lineage: Eukaryota; Viridiplantae; Streptophyta; Magnoliopsida; Solanales; Convolvulaceae
Source: the annotation of a GenBank genome assembly
GUUAGAUUAGAGCCCUAGCUCCCUAAUGCAUUUUGAAGUCAUCCACUUUCCCGUUUCUUCUUUCAACCACACAAUGUUUGUUUGUCUACGCUUCGUCGCAGGAAAGAUCUGUUAAUUACGAGUAUCUUUUAGCCGUUUAGGACCAAAACCGCACUGCUUUAUCCACUCUUUCCCAGUCUUUCCUUUCAUCGCCUCCGGCUACAAUGGCUGCUUCUUCUCCUACUAUAAUCCCUACCCUGUCAACGUCCCGCUUAUCCAAGACACCGGUAUCGUGCUCUUCGUCUCCUUCCCUCACCGCCUUCAACAUAUUCCCCAGUGCCUUAAGGCCUCUGCUGCUCCACACGAAGAGGAACAAGCAUUCUGAGAUGCUCGCCAAUGCCCAACAGACUUUUGAAUUCUCGGGUUCAUUAUUCGAUUCCGAGUUCGAAGAUGAUUACGAGCCACCAUCUACUCCCGGUUGGGGCAUUUCCGAUAUGGAAGAUAGAGAGGAGCCCCAGUGUCCUCCAGGGCUGAGGCAGUAUGAAACAAUGGCGGUUUUGAGGCCCGACAUGUCUGAGAAUGAACGGUUAGCACUCAUCCAAAAAUAUGAAGAGUUGCUUGUUGCUGGGGGUGGUGUGUAUGUGGAGGUGUUCAAUCGAGGGAUUGUUCCUCUUGCUUAUGGUAUUAAGAAGAAAAACAAAGCAGGAGAGACCAACAUAUACUUUGAUGGAAUCUAUAUCUUGUUCACAUAUUUUACCAAACCAGAGUCCCUAGAAGAACUUAAGGAGAUGCUGAAUGCUGAUGACAAUGUCAUCCGUUCAACCAGUUUCAAGAUAAGGAAAAGGAAGUAUUGAUUUCUUGCGUGGCUCAUGGAGUGACUAUUCAUUCCAGGUUUAGGCAUUUAGUAUGAAUUUGCUUCCUGGAAUAAUGAAGUCCCUAGACUCAUUGUCUUCCCCUAGUGAUUGCUUUCCCAUGUUUUGAAGCAGCUGUGCAUAUGAUAUUGGUAUAUGAAAAUCUGAUUGAUCUAUGUGUCCUGCACCAAUCACAUGUACUAAAUAGUAAUUUAACUAAUUGUUAAUC